AUGGUUCGGCGAAGGGAACCCCUUCUCCAACAGCAUAAUUACCUGCAUUUGGGGAACUUUACGAAUGCAGUGCACUUUAUGGCACUGCCCCCAAGCCAGGAGAGUCUGGCGAGGCAAUGGAAAGCCGGAGUGUUUGGGAACUUUCUCGUUACUAUUUUGGCCUUCUUACUGCCCCUUCUCUUGCUCUGGGACGCUGUUUUUGAGUUCGAAAUGCCCGAACGUAAAUUCUCUACAGCUGCAUCUACAGAGGCUCCAACUCCGUCCUUACUCAAACGAAUCACAUUGUUUUACAACUCCAACAGGACAAAGUAUAUACUUGAUGUGGUCUACUACUUGGCCUUUCUUGUGCUUCUAUCGUACGUUCUCAUGGUUGAUAUGCCACGAAGUGGAGUAAGUGUCCUCGAAGCCAUCUCCAUUGGAUUUAUCUGCUUUUCAUUCCUGGAUCUCUUCUUAGAGGUAGGCAGUGAUAAAAUCUUGAUUGGAAAAGUAUACAUUUUGUAA
Molecule: messenger RNA, 501 nt
Organism: Dibothriocephalus latus
Lineage: Eukaryota; Metazoa; Platyhelminthes; Cestoda; Diphyllobothriidea; Diphyllobothriidae
Source: the annotation of a GenBank genome assembly